This is a messenger RNA of Papaver somniferum (opium poppy), 1023 nucleotides long. RefSeq lists its product as uncharacterized. Bases 1 to 1023 code for a protein of 340 amino acids. Gene Ontology annotation, molecular function: nucleic acid binding; RNA-DNA hybrid ribonuclease activity. Lineage: Eukaryota; Viridiplantae; Streptophyta; Magnoliopsida; Ranunculales; Papaveraceae. The record is from RefSeq and is a predicted model, not a curated record. The transcript has a single exon.
AUGUUAAUACUCUUGUUGCUUGGAAAAGUAUCUGGAAACUUAAUAUUUAUGCCGAGAGUUAAAAUCUUUUUAUGGAAAACUUUAAGUGAUUGUCUUCCUGUUAAAGAAAUUUUGGGUAGACAUACCCCUAUUGAUAUUCAGUGUCCCUUAUGUAAUGGUUUAGCCAGUGAAAGUAUAGAUCACCUGUUUACUAAAUGUGUUUUCACUGAAGCUAUUUGGAGGGUAUUAUCUAUCGAUGCUGUGUUUUAUAAAGAUGUUAAUAUGUCUUACAAGGACUGGUGUCUUAUUUGGCUUAAGGAUGGUGUUAAUAGAGAUUUCUACUCUUACGUUCUCUGGUAUAUUUGGAAAUAUAGGUGCAAAGUGGUUUUUCACAAUGUUUGUCCUAACCCUUAUGAUCUAAUUGAAUUCAUUAAAAAGGACGGUCCACAAUUUUUGGACAGUAAGACUAUAUAUUUAGACAGUAAACGGGUUUCUUCUCAGUGUGAUUUAAUUCAUCCUAGCUGUUUGCAUGAAAGAAAGGAUAUUCUGGAGAAGGUUGUUUACAUUUACUUUGAUGCGGCUUUUAAUAUAAAGACUAAGAAAUUUUCUUAUGGUAUUGUUGAAAUGAAUAACGAAGGCUACCUUCUCAAUUGUGCAGGAGGUUCGGGAUGGUAUUCAAGUCCAGAGGAAGCUGAAUCUAGAGCUUGCAGAGCAGCAACAAGAUGGAGGCAAUUUACCAGAAUUGAAAGACUAGUCUUCCUCAAUGACAAUAUGAAUGUUAUCAACAGUUUAAGGAAGAAAAAUUUUGCUGUUAAUUGGAUUUCGAGAUCCAUCUUGCAACAAGCUCAUAAUUCUAUUAAAGUUCUUGCUAAUCCUUCCUUUGUUUAUAUUCGGAGAUCGUGUAAUAAUUUAGCAGACAAUCUUGCCAAAUUUCUUAUUAAAUAUGCGAAUGUGCAUAUAGAUUCUAGAUCUUGGGAGAAAUCUAGAAAAGAAAGUUGGUUAGAAGUUCUUUGUAAGCAUAACAAUGUAUUUUCUUUUCUUUAG